Messenger RNA from Klebsormidium nitens, 1106 nucleotides. The record is from the annotation of a GenBank genome assembly. NCBI's taxonomy places the organism in Eukaryota, Viridiplantae, Streptophyta, Klebsormidiophyceae, Klebsormidiales, Klebsormidiaceae.
GGGAUGACAACCAAGUCAACUCUCUGACGAUUGCUCUCUGGCGAAAGCGCCUGCAACAUAAGGUAUAUAAAGCUUAGAUAACAGAUUACCUAUAUCAGUAACGGUAGGUAGUACCUCUUGGCAACUGGUGCAUGGCAGCUAGCUAGCUGCAUGCUUAAACGGUACUUUUAAGGAUUAUACGUACUUUUUGACAAUGAUAAUUGAGCACAAGUCAGGGAUGCUACUUGGAUACACAAUGAAAUCAUACAGCCCAGGGCUGGGAUGAACGGGGAAAGCUGCCAGCGAAUAGGCUCUCAGCAUGUGUGGAGCUCCCCCUGACUCAGGAGGGUUCCUGCUGAGCUGGGCCGAUGGGGCGUAGGGUGGAUAGGCUAGAGGUGACGUCAGCGUCGCCUACCAUGACGUUUGAGAGCCUGCCCAAGGUGCGCGCCGCAACCAGCCUCGGCUUCGCGCGCGGCCUCCCCUCCCCGGUCCCAGGGGCUGGUCCCAAAACACGACGCGACGGGGAGUUGCUGUUUGAAGCUCUCACCGGAGUUUCCCCGGAGGAGAUUCGGUGCGACUCUCCGGACCUGUUUCUGGGCUCACGGCAUCACACCGGGGGGCGGGACUUGCACACGCUGAAGCACCCCCGCGAGGCGUUUUCGAGCGGGGAGGGGAAGGGAAGGGGGAACGUUUGCAGGAGUCCGGUUUCAAGUCCGGAGCCGCUACAGACGGGCGAAUCAGAAAACUGGAGCGUUCUCUCAGACGGGCGGGAUGGGAAGCGGGGGACCGCGGCGUCGCCCCCGCCGACCGGGGGGGAACGGGAAGCAGCGCAAACGCCCCUCGCCGCGGAGAAAGCGAGAGUGAACACUGCGGAGUCCGCUGACGUCAUCCGCAAGGGGAGUGACGUCAGCAGGAAGCGGCCGAGCGGGAGCCCCCCGGCUGCGAGAAACAAGAGGAGCAGCGGGCGCACGCGUAUCCGAGCGGCGGAUGCAGGGGUGCAGACCGAGGCGUCGGAGACGGAGGAGGAGUCGGACGACGGUUUUGUGUUUGGGUCGUAUGAGUCGUUCUUCUAUCAGGACGCCGAGAUCGGACGGAAGCGUUCCAAGGCCGAGAAGGACGCCGAAUAG